Molecule: messenger RNA, 4112 nt
Organism: Scheffersomyces amazonensis
Lineage: Eukaryota; Fungi; Ascomycota; Pichiomycetes; Serinales; Debaryomycetaceae
Gene: ZCF13
Product: Zcf13p
Exons: 1
Coding region: 414-4028 (1204 amino acids)
Biological process (GO): DNA-templated transcription; regulation of transcription by RNA polymerase II
Cellular component (GO): nucleus
Molecular function (GO): RNA polymerase II cis-regulatory region sequence-specific DNA binding; zinc ion binding; DNA-binding transcription activator activity, RNA polymerase II-specific
Source: RefSeq, a predicted model, not a curated record
UCUAGACAUAUUUUAUAAAAUAUGUUGAAAUAUAUCAAAUUUUCAUAUUUGUUAUAAAUCGAUUGUUAUCCCCUAUAAACUCUAAAAAUAUAUAGUUAAUAUUUACCGUUACCAUUACUAUUCAAUCACUAAUUCUACCGACUAUCAUUAAGCCAAGCUAAUUUAUUCCAAUCUCGACAUAAUUUUGGUACCCUCAAUGACAUCUUUUGUAAUAUUACACCUCAAUCCACAACUAACUACUGUUUGAAUUUUACUACUUUUACUUUACUUUUACUUCAGUUAACACUUCAACUCACUGACUACAUUUCCCCAUAUCUUUUUUGCAGGCUUAAAAAUAUAAUUACCCCAGGUUAUUUUUCCGAACUACCUCGGAGUCACUAUAAUUAUCGAAUCAUAUCUAAACCAAUAUCAAUAUGGAAUUCUCCCUGAAGAAGCGGCAUAGAGUGCCUGCUUCUUGUUCAGUAUGUCGAAAACGUAAAUCGAAAUGUGAUAGAGUAAAGCCCAUAUGUGGUACUUGUAAAAAGAAAUCAAUUGCUCAUCUUUGCUAUUAUGAAGGUGAUUCAAACGAUGCUCCUAUGCCUGUUAAUGAUUUAAUGCCUUUACCAAUUCCUCAUCAACAUCAUAUGGCUCCAUAUUAUCAACCAGUACCGCAUCAUCGUCCUCCUCCUCCUCCAAAUCAAUUACAACAACCUCAUCAACAGCUUGCUCCUCAUCUCCCCCCACCACCUGCAGGCAUGAUCCAGGGCCCCCCACCACCUCAAUACAUGCCUAAUCAGAUGCAAAUGCCCAUUAAUCAAAUUCAACCACCUCCUCAACAACUCCCACCUCAUCCUCAACCUACUGCCUAUCAGUUUUCGCAGUCAGAAUCUACCGAUCAAGACUAUGUUUCACCGCAAGGGCCUCACCCAGCCAAUGGUGGGAAACCUUUUGAAGAUUCCAAUAACUCAAUGGAUAAAUCAUUUAUAAAACAAUUACCAGGGGAUCUUAAUCAUUCCCAAUCGAGUUAUAAUACAAGUACAAAUCAAUCUAAUACUUCAGGACAGUAUACUACGGCUCCUUCAACAGAUGCUCUUAAUAAUGCAUCGGGUCAAUUCAAUUUCCCAUCUCCUCGUGGAAGUAUUCAAUUAAGUCCUGGAACUCAUGGACCACCUCGACAACAGCCACCCCAUCAAUCUCCUACCGCAAGUGUGACUUCUCAAACUCAAUCCCAAUCAGGAGUUUCUCCUAAUGGACCUCCACCACAAGGUCCUGGAGGAACAUUUUUAUCAUUUUCUUCAAACACUCUAGUUUCUAUUCCUCUUGGUCCUAACUCGAUUUUACAAGUUAAUCCAGAUGAUAGAAUGAGUGUAUUCACUAAUGCUAGUUAUUCAUUAAAUCUUGAAGGCUCAUUAUGGCAACAACAAGGUACAUUAUCAUAUAUUGGAUUAACUAAGAGUGAUCCAUUCAUUAAAGUAAUUAGAAAUUAUGCUAUAGUGUUAUUUAAAUCAGGAGAAAUGGCUAAAUACAUUAAGAAAGAUUCUAUCAGAAGAAGAAAGAGAUCAAUUAAUGGGUCUGGAACCUUAAGCUCAUCUUCUAGUAUGGUAGGAGCAAGUAAUGAAGGUAGUCCCAAGAAGUCUAGGAUAGAACAACAGCAACUGCAAAGUGUUAAUUCCAAUCUCGAUUCACCUAAUUCUAUUGAUCUAGAAUCGGAAAUGUGUGAAGAUGUAGAAAAUGAAGAUGUAAUGGAGGAAGAUGCAUUGAUUGUUACUAAGAUUAAAGUUAAAUCCGAUGAUGAAGAUGGAGAUAAAAAUGGAUCAAAUAAUGAAGAAACUAAUACUAAACCUCGAAACAAGACGUCGACAAAGGCAAAGGGUCAUCAUGUAAAGAUUGAAGUUAAGAGAGAUCCUGAUGUGAAUGGACCUACUAAAGAUAAACUCGAUAGUUCAUCACAAGAAGUGUUAAAUCUUGUUAGUAGUUUAAGACGGUCGUUAUUCUCGGGAAAGAAGAAUAGGCAAGAGUUUUAUAGAAUUAUGGAGAAAGUCAUUGUAAGUAUAUUACCGAACAAAUUGAAUUUGUUUCUGUUAUUCUGUCGAUUCUUUAUGCAUGUUCAUCCAUUUAUUCCAAUUCUUGAUGAGAAUUCUUUAUUAAUAGAUUUGAAUUCUUUAUUAGAUAAUUUCCCCAAUUUCACUCGAGAUUAUUAUACUGAUAUAUCAAUUGAAAAUGAAAAUGAUUUAAAUAUUGUUGGUAUUCUUCUUGUGGUACUUCGUCUUGGAUAUAUGAGUUUUAUUCAUAAUGAUGAAGUUAAUAAUGUGUAUACUGAUGAUGAAAAAUCCAUGAUUAUAGAUAUGAAAAGACUUAAUUCAGAAGUAUUUACGAGUCUUUUAAAUUUAUGUAUAUCCGAUGAAUUAAUAGCCGUUAAAUCAUCAUUUAGAUUGGUGCAAAAUUUAACUUUAGUAUAUUUUUAUAGACAAGUUGCUCCCGAUGAUUGUCAUGGAUUAGGAGGAGCCGAUUCCAAUAUUUUAUUUGGAGUUAUAAUGCGUCAUGCCAUGUCUAUUGGAUUAAAUAGAGAUCCGACAUUUUAUGUGGCUCAUGAUACGAUUACUAAACGAGAAACAUUAAUUAAUUCUUGGAGAAGAUUAUGGAAUUAUUUAAUUACUACUGAUGCAGUAUCGGCAAUUCAUGCCGGAACAAACUUAAAUAUUCCUGAUAUAGAAGUAUGUGAUGUGGAAUUACCAUUAAUGACAGAAGAUAAGACGGGAGAAUUUAAUGAUACUAUAAAAAAGAUACAAACUAUAUGUGAAUCUUAUAGAAAUAUUGUACGUAAAAUUAAUAAUGUUCAUAAUAAACCAAGAGUGGUGGAGAUAUUAUUAGAAACCAAUCAUUUAGAAAAGAUCUUUUUUGAUUUCUUUGGUAAGGAUUUCUUUAAAGACUUUAUAUGCAAACCGGCCAAAGUUCCUAGUAAUGGUUCAAGCUUUGAAGUUAAUAGUAAAGACCAUGAAGAAAGUUAUUUAAAAGUUAUUAAAUUUUGUACAUUUAUUCAAUUAAGAACCAAUUUAUCAUGUAUGUAUUAUAUGAUUGCAAUUCAUUAUGAAAAUGAGUAUAAUGAAUCUCGAACUCCUUCAAUGAAUGCAGGGAUUGAAUUAUUUAAAAUUUACAUUAAAAGUGUAGUUCAAUUGGUUUAUAUUAUGUCAUUUGUAUUAGAUAAUUCAGUAGAAUUAUUUGGAAAAAAUUAUGAUUAUUAUUUAACUGCCAAUAAUGAAAGAUGUAUGAUUAAAACUCAUAGUUUCUUAACUUCAUUUUUUGCUAGAUUACUUCAUUAUAAGAUGGAAUUAACCUUAUCAGUUGGUAGUGAUCCAUCUAUAAAACCAAGAUUAGAAGUAACUGAUAAAUUAUUUUCAAUGGUAUUAAUUGAAGCUGAAUUAUUUAUUGGGAAUUUCCGAAAAUUAAGUCGGAAUUAUAUUAAUUCCUAUAAAAUAUAUGUCAUGACAUAUUUUGUAUUAAUGCAAUGUAUGGAAAAUCCUAGUGUAUUUUUUCAAACAAGUAUUCAAUAUCCUCGAUUUUUUCAUAAGGGGACAAAUAUGUUAGAGUUUUUUACCAUAUCAGAAUUGCAAUAUUUAUGUAAAUUGUGUGAAGAAUUCAGAUCUGCCAAAGAUGAACAAACCAAGCAAAAGAUUGCCAAAGCCAAUCAGCUUAGGAGGACAGAAGCAAAUUCAAAGUCACCAUCUGAUAUAUCUCAAGGAACUGGUAGAACACCAUUUGUUCAACCUGAUACAACGAAUAAUUUAAAUGCUUCAUCAAUGCCUGGUAAUUUAAGUGCUAAUAAUUAUGAUCUAGGUUCUAUGCCUAAUUCAUCACUAGGCAAUGUACCUCCACCAAUAAAUGCUACAGAUCCUCAAUUAUCUAAUGCAGGUUUGGGUACUGGUAAUCCUAACCCAUCAGGAUUUAAUUUUAACAGUUACUCAUAUGACGACUUAGAGCCUGCCAAUCUUGGUGGCGAAGACUUCUUAAAGUUGUUUGAAGUUUAUGGUGAUCUCGAUAAGGAGAUUUGAGUCUGUCAUAAAAAAGAAAAUAAUUCCCUUCUACUUAUAUAUUUAAUUAUUUAAUUAUUAUCCUAUUUAUUAUUUAUUCUCCUA